AUGACAAAAGCUUCGUACUCGUUAAUACACGAAUCGAUUAUCAAUAUCGCUCCAAUAUUCUCAACAACACGUGUUUAUACGACUUUGUCAGUAUAUUAUAUAAGAAAAAAAAUAAAUGCAACAGAUCUGAAAUAUUUAUCCAAGACUGCUGCACCAAUGAAAGAAGUCAUUUGCGAAAAAGGUCGACCGCCUAAUGAACGUUAUCCUUUUCAAAAACAACAUCCACAAACAACAACACAUCUAAUGAUGAAAUACAGUCAAUCUCAUGUACCUAUUCUUUACGGUCCUCAAAUUCCUCGACGAGAUCGUGAUGACACUCGAGAACGAUAUAGUCGAGCUCUUCUUACACUUUUCGUGCCCUGGCGCACCGUAGCUGAUCUUUGUGACGUCAACCAAACGUGGGAAGACGCGUUUAAAUCUCGACAACAUCUUAUUUCUAUACAUUCAUGGAAAAUUAUAGAAAAUAUUCAACUUUUACACGAAUGUAAAAAGGAUCGCGAUGAACAUUUACUUCAAGUUAUUGCUGAAGCUCAAACCGAUAAUGACGCAAUUGAUCCCAUACUUUUGCCAGCAAAUCAUGAUGUUCAUGGCGAAUGUGAUAUGGACGACAGCGAAGACUUACUUGAGCUACUUAGACAUUUAGAUGAACAUACAUCUACUGCGAUCAAUACUACCAAAAAGUCAACAGAGAAUAAAUAUAUUGAAGAAACUAUCGCAACAGUCGAGAACGUCGGACGAUUUACUCAUCUGAACACGUAUCAACAAUCUUCUUUAAAUGAAUCUACCGAUAAACAACUUGUAUCUUUCGUUUCUGCAACAUCUGAUCUUGUUCGACUAAAUACGAAAUGGCAAAAACAGCUAAGGAAUGAGAAAGAACGAGUUAGAAGAAAUUUGAUGAACGGCAGUCAUGAAAAAGAUUGGGAUGGUACAUUAGACUUGAAUGCUGCAAAAGAUGCUGUUAUAACUCAGAUGCGAACGGAAGACUUAAGAUAUCUUCAAUUGCUCGAACGACUACGUCAUGGACAAUGUACUUACGAUGAUUAUGAAUUAUUGCUGACACGAGUGGUUGGACAACCAUCAGUAGCGUCUCUACAUGAUUCACCAUGGAAUCAAGCUCCUAUUCUGGUGUUUCGAAAUGAAGUACGAACCCAAUUAAACCCCAAGGCAGCAAUUCAUAAUGCAACACAAUCAGGCAACUUACCAAUGGUAUGCGUCGCUCAAGACACUUGUAAAGGCAAACCAAUUGAAGAUCCGACACUUAUAAAAGAAACUGUUAGAAUUAUCUGA
Messenger RNA from Rotaria sp. Silwood1, 1287 nucleotides. The record is from the annotation of a GenBank genome assembly. Lineage: Eukaryota; Metazoa; Rotifera; Eurotatoria; Philodinida; Philodinidae.